CAAUCUAGAUCACUGAAGUACAUAAUCUCCUUGACAUGUUCGAUGUUUUGUUGAAGUUUUUAUCUUAUCCGGAGCCUUUAUAAAUUCGUUUCGUUGCGAUCGCUCCGGUUAUUGUUAGUGAUACUUUGGUUUAACAGAUGAUAAUGAAGAUCAUCGGGGAACUGGCCCUGCUGGGCGCGAUCGCUUCGGUGUUCGUGGUGGCGGCCCAAGGUCGCGCUGCGGAGAGAGCGGCAGAAGAGGCCGCUGGGAGGGAGUACAUGAGGAACCUUGACGAACUGAUGGCGAAGGCCAACAACAAGAAGACCAUCGCCUCAUGGAAUUAUGAGAGUAACUUGACUACUUACAAUGAAGAGCAGUUGCUCAAAAUAUCCCUGGAACUGGCUGAAGACCAAAAAGAAUACUGGAAGGAAACCAUGAGCUACCUAUGGCACGAGUUCGAAGACGAAGACCUCAAGAGAAUGUUCCAGAAGUAUUCUCAGCUGGGGACUGCGGCUUUGCCUGAAGAUCUGAACGAGAGACUGAUCAUGGCUAUCAACAACAUGCAGUCGAACUACGCGAAGGCAACUAUUUGUGAUUAUAAGGAUAGGACGAAAUGUGAUUUGCAUGUCGAACCAGACGUGACAGAAAUCUUCGCCAACAGCAAUGAUGCCGAAGAACUGAAGUAUGCCUGGGUCGAAUGGCAUAAGGCAGCUGGAGCUCCGUCUAAAGGAAACUUCACUGAAUAUGUACAGAUGGAUAACGAGGCUGCCAAACUGAACGGAUACGACAGCGUCGCCGAAUGGUGGCUAGGUGAGUACGAGGAAGAAGACAGCGAGGACCAGUUCGCAGCCUUGUGGGCCCAAAUCAAGCCUUUGUACGAACAGAUCCAUGCUUACGUCAGGAGACAUUUGCGUCUCAAGUAUGGCGAAGAUGUGGUUUCUGCUAGAGGACCGAUACCAGCGCAUUUGCUUGGUAAUAUCUGGGCCCAGACGUGGAACAAUGUGGAGAAGUUUACUCGCCCAUUCCCUGAUAAAUCAGAUAUCGAUGUAACAGCGGCUCUGAUUGCCCAGAAUUUCACAGCACUGAAGAUGUUCAAGACAGCUGAAGAGUUCUUCACGUCUUUGAACCUGCAACCCAUGACUGACACGUUUUGGGAGAAGUCUAUUAUCGAGAAGCCUGACGAUGGUAGAGAAAUGGUUUGCCACGCCUCUGCAUGGGAUUUCUAUGAUGGUGAAGACUUCAGGAUUCGUCAGUGCACAACAAUCACGGAUGCAUUUUUCAAAACUACCCACCACGAAAUGGGCCACAUUCAAUACUAUCAACAGUACAAAGACCAGCCUGUGGUGUACCGAGCUGGAGCAAAUCCAGGAUUCCAUGAGGCAGUAGGAGACGUUAUUGCUCUGUCUGUCGCCACGCCAAAACAUUUGAGGGUCAUGGGCUUGUUGGAAGAUGGCCCCGAUGACCUUGAAUCUAACAUUAACCAACUUUAUAAAAUGGGCUUAGAUAAAAUAGUGUUUCUUCCCUUCGGAUAUAUCUUGGACCUGUUUCGUUAUGGCGUCUUCCGCGGGACCACUACCCCCAACGAGUACAACUGUCAUUUCUGGCAACUCAGAGAGUCCUUGCAAGGAGUCGAACCCCCCGUGCCAAGAACUGAGGAUGACUUCGAUCCCGCUGCUAAAUAUCAUAUUUCUGCUGAUGUUGAAUAUAUGAGAUACUAUAUCUCUUACAUAAUCCAGUUCCAAUUCCACCGCACGCUGUGCCAGCUGGCGGGCGAAUACACGCCAGGCGACUCCAGCAAUUUACUGUCCAACUGCGACAUCUAUAGGAGCACCGCCGCUGGUGACGCUUUAGGUAAAAUGUUACAAAUGGGCUCUUCGAGACCUUGGCCUGAUGCGAUGGAGGCCAUCACAGGCCAGAGGAAGAUGGACGCCAGUGGAGUCCUGGAGUACUUCGCGCCGCUGUAUGACUGGUUGAAGGCUGAAAACGAACGAAACAAUGAGUUCGUCGGUUGGGAACCUAGCACUGUCCAAUACUGCACGCCAGAGCAGAGAGCCGCGAUGGAAUCCUCAGGUUUCAACACCAGAGUGAAGAAAUACGCCAAUUUGUAAAUAUAGAAUGUUAAAAUAUUAAUAAAGUUAAUUUUAAUCAGAUGUA
This is a messenger RNA of Manduca sexta (tobacco hornworm), 2133 nucleotides long. Its product is annotated as angiotensin-converting enzyme. Gene Ontology annotation, biological process: proteolysis. The coding region runs from base 138 to 2087 and encodes 649 amino acids. Gene Ontology annotation, molecular function: peptidyl-dipeptidase activity; metallopeptidase activity. Gene Ontology annotation, cellular component: plasma membrane. The record is from RefSeq and is a predicted model, not a curated record. Lineage: Eukaryota; Metazoa; Arthropoda; Insecta; Lepidoptera; Sphingidae. The transcript has 13 exons.